Molecule: messenger RNA, 415 nt
Organism: Paramecium sonneborni
Lineage: Eukaryota; Ciliophora; Oligohymenophorea; Peniculida; Parameciidae
Source: the annotation of a GenBank genome assembly
UGCACUUGAUAAUUGUUUUGAUGAAAUCGAAAAUUCAUAAAACUGAAUAAAUUUUUGAUAUAUUAAGGGUUUCCAAUUCCAAUUAUGAAAAUCCUAUGAUUUUAAGAGAAUUGAAUGAUUCAAUUGAACUAUAUUCAAAUACUGAAGAAAAAAAGACCGAAAUGGGAAUAGUGAAAUACCUUCACAAUUUAGGAAUACAAACAAAGACAGAUCCUCUUUUGAAAGAAUAAGAAUAUUGGAGAAUGAAAAGAUUAGAAACUUAACAAAAAAUGUUAUCAAUUUUAUGUUUAACUGAGUCAAACUAAUCUCUAACAUUGAAUGUAUAUGCCUCUAAGUUACUUCAUCAGAGAGUGUCCUAAUCUUUUUUAGAAACACAACUGAUCAAUAAUAAUUCUACUAUGGUUAUAGAAUGAAC